This is a messenger RNA of Hibiscus syriacus, 1792 nucleotides long. Its product is annotated as cytochrome P450 714B3-like. The record is from RefSeq and is a predicted model, not a curated record. Gene Ontology annotation, molecular function: monooxygenase activity; heme binding; oxidoreductase activity, acting on paired donors, with incorporation or reduction of molecular oxygen. Lineage: Eukaryota; Viridiplantae; Streptophyta; Magnoliopsida; Malvales; Malvaceae. Bases 1 to 1575 code for a protein of 524 amino acids. The transcript has 5 exons.
AUGAGAUUGGCGUUUAUGCUUCUGAGGGUCGUGUCCACUCUCUUGUUCAUAGGAUCGAUCGGUGUGAUCGUACGCCUGCAUAAUUCACUCGUGUUGACCCCCGGGAGACAACGUUCGAAGCUGCAAAAGCAGGGGAUUCGAGGUCCCCCGCCGUCGAUCUUGGUCGGUAAUCUGCUGCAGAUGGGGAAGAAGACAGAGUCCAAGGAUUCGAGCACCACACUAGACGGAAAACAAGCGAUAACCCACAGUUGUUGUUCCGAUGUUCUACCGUUUCUUGACAAGUGGAGACGGCAGUAUGGUCCGACAUUCUUGUUCUCGAUGGGGAACAUACAGGUUCUGCACAUGAGCCACCCGGACAUCGUGAAGGAGAUGUCCGCAGACACAUCUUUUGACAUGGGAAGGCCUUUUUAUCAGAAACAAGGGCUUCAUCCACUGUAUGGAGAGGGGAUCCUGCAUGCAUAUGGUGCAGUAUGGGCACAUCAAAGGAAAGUAAUGGCACCUGAAUUCUACUUGGACAAGGUCAAGGGUAUGGUGACAUUAAUGGUCGAGUCAGCGGUUCCGGUGAUAAACGAGUGGAACCGUGAGAUUGAAUCCGCCGGAGGAGUGGCGGACAUAAAGAUCGAUGAGUAUUUGAGGAACUUUUCUGGAGAAGUGAUAUCAAGAAUCUGUUUUGGAAGCAAUUGUAAAGAGAUAAUCUCAAAGCUCAGAGCACUUCAAGAAAUUGCAUGUAAGAAAGUAGCCUUGCAAGGGAUUCCUGGGUUAAGAAUCCUACGCCCAUCCCUACAUGUAAUAGAUCUCUACCAACCAAAAAGCAAUAGAGAAAUGUGGAGAUUAGAGAAAGAAAUUCACACAUUAAUCUUGAAAGAAGUGAAAAGAAAUGAAGAAACGGAUUCAGAGAAGAACAUAUUACAAAUGCUCAUUGAGGUAGCAAAGAACAGUUAUUUAGGCCAAGCUGAAACAGACAACUUCGUCGUCGAUAACUGCAAGAACAUAUGCUUUCCAGCCUACGAAAAUGGCGCGGUGCCGGCAAUCUGGACCUUGAUGUUAUUAGCUCUCUAUCCGGAGUGGCAAGACAAAAUUCGGGCAGAGGUUCUCGAAAUUUUCAAUGGCCAAUUGCCGAGCUCCGCCAUGCUUAACAAGAUGAAAACGCUAACGAUGGUGAUCUACGAGUCGUUGCGGCUCUACCCUCUCGGCUGCAUGCUUACUCGAGAGGCGGUUCGAGAAACAAGAUUCGGAGGGGUCGAUGUGCCUAAAGGGGUUAGUAUUUGGGUGAUGAUGAUGACACUUUACGAAGACCCCAACAUUUGGGGAACUGACGUCCUUAAAUUCAACCCCGAAAGGUUUGGGAAUGGAAUCAAUGGGGCAUGUAAGGUUCCGCAUGUGUACAUACCCUUUGGCACCGGGCCUCGUUCAUGUUUGGGGCAGCAUUUUGCCAUGGCGGAAAUCAAGAUAAUAAUUAGUCUUUUAGCGUCGAACUUCACCUUCUCGCUAUCACCCAAGUAUAGACAUUCUCCGGUUAUGAAUUUAAUUAUUGAGCCUGAAUUUGGUGUAGAUCUCCUUGUUCGGAAGGUCUGAGGUCUUUCAUUACACACUUUAAGUAUUCCAUUUUGUUGAUGUCGUCCAUUUCUACCUUGGACUUGUUUCCCACAACAUUUCUUACCUCUUGUUGGACUUUUUUCAGCACAUUUGGAUGCUUUAGUAGCUCAGCCGUUCCCCAUUCUAUUGUUGCUUUAGUGGUAUCAGUUCCUCCUAUGAACAUAUCCUGAUGUUAUCAAAAUUAAACACUUUAGAU